CGAACCGCCCGCACACUUCUGCGCUCCUAGUACCAUCCCGCAAUAACACGCGAAUUAAACACAAAAAAACAUGUUUUGAACCAAAAUGGUAGCUAUCCUAGCCAACCCGAAAUGGAGCGAGGACCUCACCAUCCAAAUGAUCAUUGAAUACGAAAAACGAGAGUAUCUAUGGAAUCCCGUUUCGGAGAAUUACAAAAAUAAGAAAAUCCGAGAACAAGGAUACGUGGAAAUCAUAAACGCGCUGAACCUAAUCGACGUAACUGUUAAGGAGUUGAAAAAUAAGAUAAAGAAUAUACGUUCGUCGUACAGUGUGGAGCUGAAGAAGAUACGUGCGGCUCGGAAGGCCGGCGCGCAUGCGUACCGGCCGAGCGUCACGUGGUUCGAGCAUGCAGACAGGUUUCUGCGGGCGAUCGUCACUCCGAGCUCCGUGGACACGAGUUUGCUGGAGAUCCCGGCAAGCGACGACAGCGAUGCGGUGCAAGACUUGAGCGAGCGCAAAUCCCCAGAGAAGAAAAGCCCUCGAAAGCGCAGGAGUUCCACGCGUUCUUCCACUCCCUACGUUUUAAACACGCCAUCCCCUCGUCCCAGCACGCCCUUCGGAUUGAGCCAGUCAUCCAGUCCCUUUGGGAUGCUACCCACGUCAACCGCAGCGCCUUUCCUGAAUCCCCCCGUGGGGAUUGCAACUCCUCUAACGACCUCACUCGCGACGAUCUACCCUAUUCCAGCCAAACAAAAGAAGAGCUAUGACGACCGUAACGGAGAUCACGACGUGCCGCAAGAUCUGAGUCAGCACUCAGAGAAUGGUAACGAAAAUGAGUUUGAGAUGUUCGGGAAGCUGAUAGCAAGUCAGUUGAGGAAGCUGCCUCUUAGUUUGGCAUUGGAUACGCAGCUGAAGAUCCAGACGCUAGUAAACGCUGCAAGGAUACAAGCUGUGUAUCAACAGUACAGCUAUGCGGGACCGUCGCAGGAGGCUCUAUCGGUCCAGGCCUUGUCGAACGGGAUCCUUGCCAGCAUGGCGUCGCAAAGCAACUUCGUGUCCCGCGGGAUAGGCCUCAGAAACGAUUCUCCCGAAGACCUGAACAGGGACAUGAAAACUGAGUACAUGUGCUCAGAGGGAGAAGAUUAGGUGCCAAGGUAGGACCUGAAUUACCUCAUACUCACCUGGUGAGAUUUUAAGAAUUUAUGUUUGCUCAUAAAGUAUACAAUUUAGAUACGUGUCAUUAUAUUCGUGAUUUAGAUAUUGUGAUAGAUGUCUAGAUGAUCUGAUGUUAUUGAAUGACUUAUGCCGUGUUCCCCAAAUAUGUGGUUCACCUUGAGUGGAUUACUAGUUACGAGUACAGUAAGCAUUUUAAGACUCAGCUGGUCUGGUCUAUAGUCAGCAAAAAAUGUAGGAAUUUAGCAUAAAUGACCCAGUACAAAAAAGAAGUAACUUUUGACUUCUCCGAUUACAAAAGAGUAUAAAUACAAGUAAAAACAAGGAAAACAAACAGAAUUUGUAGAGAAAUCUUAAAUUUGGAACUAGUCAAGUAUUAUUGAUGUGUAGAUCUCGGUGUUUCGGCUGUGUUAGUGUUAUUUUUUUAAAUUUUCGUACAUAUCUUAUUAAUUUUGCUCAAGGCGUCAAAAUGUAUAGGAAACUCAAGAAGAUUUUAUGCAAUCAAAAAUUGAUAAAAAGGUUUAAAAUCAGCAUAAAACUAAACUGACCUGGUAGAUAUUGAGAAAAGCGGUCUGUUGAGCAUUUAAGAAACCUUUAGCCUAAGCGCAGACCACCGACUUUUAGUUGGCCGAUAGGCCCGAUUCUAAUUUGUAUGAAGAAUCGGCCGAUACCAAAUCGGUGUAAUGUGCGCAUUUUCAUACAUCUCCAUACUGAUCAACAGCCCAACUAUCGGCCAACUAAAAAUCGGAGGUCUG
Messenger RNA from Ostrinia nubilalis (European corn borer), 1908 nucleotides. RefSeq lists its product as uncharacterized. NCBI's taxonomy places the organism in Eukaryota, Metazoa, Arthropoda, Insecta, Lepidoptera, Crambidae. The record is from RefSeq and is a predicted model, not a curated record. The coding region runs from base 86 to 1126 and encodes 346 amino acids. The transcript has 2 exons.